AUGGCGCACCAAAACGGUGGAAACACGGUCUUGCUGACCGAGGAAGAGGCCCAGCGCAUUCGGACCACUGUGCAAGAAACACAAAAGAAAUGCUCAACGCAAAAGGGCAACACCAGAGAGUUUCGGGAUGCUCACGCUACCGUUAGCCAGGCGACGGGAACCUCUCUCAUGAUGGACAUGGGUCAAAUGAGUGGCCAGGGUCAAGAGGACACAAUCCCAGCACUUGGUGUUGGACAGGCAUACCCACCAAGCAUCGCCUCUUUGGAAGAGCUAAAGCCUAUGUCGUUUUCGGAACUCACAUUAGAGACACAUCACCGUGGUCGUUCUUUGACAGUACAGCGUGCGAGGCGCUGUCCGGUGGUGGCGCUUGCUGUUCGCUCAUGGACUGUCGUUCAAGACGAGAAGGAGAAGGAGACCGAGCGCUUGGAGAUUGUGUUGCAUAAGACAACAGACGGCGAAGAUACCCUUGAGUCGGCACGGCGUUUCAUCAUCAAGGAGCCCUAUUUUACCCUGACGGAAGAGGGCGAGGCUACACUUCGGAUCGAUCACCCCUCAGACCUCGUCAUUAUCAAUGAGGAGAUCGUGAAAGGCAGCUUGACCGAGAUCGAAGAUGGAACUAAAGGGGAUGAGAUCGCGAGGAAGUGUAAGGAUAAGGGAAACGCGGCACUACAGAAGAAGGACCUCCCUCUCACUCGAACAAGUUACACUCAAGGAAUCAAGGUUGCCAGGCAAGGGCCUGUUCAGAAAACGAACCCUGAUAUCGUACGAGACAUUGCGCGGAACCGAGCUCAUUCACAUCUCCUUAUGGACCGACAAGACGAAGCCAUCGCCGACGCUAAAGCCUCUCUCAUCGGGGCCGACGACCAGAAAUCCAAGGAACUCGACAGCAAAGCCUACUUCCGCGCCGGUAGCGGUGCUUACAACCUGGGCCAGUUCGAAGGGGCCAAGAAGUACUUUGAGAAAGCCCACGAACUCGCGCCCGCGGAGAGAGGCGCUGCCGUCUAUCUGCGCAAGGUGGAGAUGCGACUUCGCGAGCAGGAAAAGGGGUCGUAUGACCUGCAAAAGAUUAGGGCCAACCUGACUAGAGUCUCACCACGGGCCGAUGCGGCAACCUUCACAGCCAAGACUGAGGUCAAGGACAGUAAGGGAAGAGGACGUGGCUUGUUUGCGACCUGCGAUAUUGCUGCUGGGGAGAUCGUUAUGGUCGAGAAGGCUUUCUGCGUUGUCUGGGGCCAUGAGAGCGAGGUUUUGACCGCGAUGACUUACGAUGUCCGCGACGACAAGAUCAGAGUGGCACCCGUCGGCUUGACUAAGGCCAUCUCGCAGAAGCUUCUAAGGAAUCCUUCCCAGAUCGCAAAGGUGCUGGAUCUCUACGGGGAUUAUCAGGGCGAGGGCAAGGCUGCGUCCGAGACGCCAGAAGGCCCAGUAGUCGACGUUUUCCGGAUCCACGACAUCGUCUGUCGCAACGCCUUUGGACCCGGUGGCCAGUACGGAGAAGAAGGCGCCAGGAAUGCAAGCACCGGUCUCUGGGUCUGGGCAGCGUACAUCAACCACUCCUGCAUCGCCAACGCCAAGAAGGACUAUGUCGGCGACCUGAUGGUCCUUCGCGCGCUUCGACCUAUCGCCAAGGGCGAGGAAAUCUUGCACAGCUACGACGAGUCGAGCAACUACGAGGCGAGACAGAAGGCUCUUAUGACGACGUGGGGCUUUGAGUGUAGCUGCGCACUCUGCGCUGGUGAGAAGACCGACGACGCUAAGUUGCGCCAGAAGCGGCAAAUGCUACUCAACGACGCGGAUGACUUCGUUUCGACAACACACUGGACUAACGCGAAGAGAAUCACCAUUGCCAAGGCUCAGCGCCUGGCUAAAGAAAUCGACGCGACAUACGAAGAUAAGAAGUACGAGGGCGUUCCUCGUCUUGCGUCAGAGAAAGUCCGGGAAUGGCUCACAAAGGCAGCUCCUCGCAAGUGA
Colletotrichum phormii is the source of this 1971-nucleotide messenger RNA. RefSeq names its product tetratricopeptide. The transcript has a single exon. The record is from RefSeq and is a predicted model, not a curated record. Gene Ontology annotation, molecular function: protein binding. NCBI's taxonomy places the organism in Eukaryota, Fungi, Ascomycota, Sordariomycetes, Glomerellales, Glomerellaceae. The coding region runs from base 1 to 1971 and encodes 656 amino acids.